Messenger RNA from Daldinia caldariorum, 1291 nucleotides. RefSeq names its product DUF1711-domain-containing protein. NCBI's taxonomy places the organism in Eukaryota, Fungi, Ascomycota, Sordariomycetes, Xylariales, Hypoxylaceae. Gene Ontology annotation, cellular component: Ino80 complex. The transcript has 2 exons. Bases 186 to 992 code for a protein of 268 amino acids. Gene Ontology annotation, biological process: chromatin remodeling. The record is from RefSeq and is a predicted model, not a curated record.
AGGUUGAUGACCUGACCCAACCCAAACUAAAUAGCAAAGUGCACAAUCCCACCAAAGGGUUUUCCCCCAAGGAACAUCUGACUUUCUCACAUUCCUACCACAUUUCCACACUUUUCUUUAUUACCUUAUUCGCGCAUCACCACCACAACCCAAACUUCAUCAAACCCAUCGCGUAUUUUUUCGCCAUGCCUACUCCAAGCAAGGCCUCUGCCUCCGCCAAGGAGAAAGACCGACGAAAAUCCACCGGCAAAACCUCGAAUCUCAUUACCCUGCGCGUCCCGGCUAUUAGGCUUAAGAAGCUACUCGACCCGGCGUCCGUCAAGGAGGAGUCGCCGGCGAAGGAUUCACCUGCUUCAACUACUCUACCCAGCGAAACCGUCCCUGCCGCGUCAAAUGGCGACAAUGUUUCCGCGUCGAGUCCCGACACACCGGCCGCCGCGGGAACGCCAUCGCAGGUGUCCAUGGGACCUCCGACAGAAGCGCCCAAGAAGAAAGGCGUGAAGAGAAAUGCUGCUACCGCAAAUGGAUCCGACCUGACAGCUAAGAUUAGAGGCAAACCCGGCCCUAAGAAGAAGCCUAGAUUAGAGGACGGGACUAUUGAUCCUAGCGGACGAGCCAAUGGCGGCGCCUAUCAUAAACUCGGUCCCAAGGCAAAUCAAGGUGCUAUCAACGCUGGACUUCGCGCUCUUGAUCGUUCGGGUGCUCCCUGUCGGAAGUGGAACAGAGGAGGCUUUAGGGUCAAAAGCUUUACGGGUGUGGUCUGGGAGAUUCCUCGUUGGACCGCGCCACCUAAACCCCAGCCCCAACCUACUUCCGAUGAAGCCGCUGCCUCUGCCGAGAGCAGCAAUAAAGAAAAUAAGGACGGAAGCCAGUUGAAAAGUGAGAACAGCAACAGCCAUGUCGACGGUGAACAGCCAAGCAUACCACCGAGCAUACCACCAAGCAUCAACGCCAGCUCGCCGGCUCCCACACCUGUCGCUACUACUUCUUAGGUGAUGCUUUACGUCAACAUUCUAUUCUAAUGACGCUACCGGCAGUCAUGUGUAUUUACUAUAGGCUUACGGGGUUGACGAAAAAAAGCAAGGCGUUUAGGACCGUGGCUAUGGUGCAGUCUUACGGAUGACGAGGGGUCAUAUUAUUCGCACUAAUAGGCUGCGAGGCGCUUGCCUCAGGUCCCAAUGCUGUUUCGGUUUAGAGGACAGAUCCAGGUUUGCUUUACUCGGCGUUGAGAGGACGGGGAGGGGAACUGUGCGCUAUGCUUCACGUUUUGGCGUUGUAAAUAUAAAAAUAC